Messenger RNA from Moneuplotes crassus, 1024 nucleotides. NCBI's taxonomy places the organism in Eukaryota, Ciliophora, Spirotrichea, Euplotida, Euplotidae. The record is from the annotation of a GenBank genome assembly.
UAAAAAUGAAUACUACACAAUCAUUCUUCUCGCCUAUAGAUUCAAAAUCUGCCCCAAGAACUCUAAAGAAAUCUCGAAUUCCAAGGAAUAUAAUAGUAGCAUAAUUUUAUCAUUUUUUGGAUGUUAUAGGAAUCCAAAAAGCAAUCAAACCAAGUCAACCCACGGUAAAGAAUAAUUUUGCAAGCAUUCAGACUCACUCUCUCAGUGCUAAAAGAGGAUCUGCAAGGUUAUACUUCAAGGAAGAAUCCCCUGAGUUCUCUAGAUCGAAUCAACAUUCAAGAGCAGACAGGAGAAAAGAUAUUCAUUUUCGCAGUGUCAGCAAACACUCUUCCUUGUUUCCAAGCAACCAAGAAGAGUGACAAGCCCUCCCCAAGCUGAACAAAAGUUAUACUAACAAAGGAACCUCUAUUCAUAGUAUGGAGUCGACCUCCAGAGUAAAUUUCAGAAAGGAGAAAGCAUGAAUGAACCAAAGAAUAUCCUGGGUUUCCCACUAUCCUCAACAUAAAAUUUCAUUUAAAGAGAAACCAAAAGAGACAACCAGAGAAAACGGUUUUAAAACUAAGCAGUUCCGGAAAUACUUCCAGCAGAAAUAUUGUGAGAUAAAAAGGAAUAAACAAUUUGGCAAGAUUGCUGCUAAGAAACCUCCUUCUCAGACCAGAAUUUCAAUGAAUAUUUGUCUGAAUCCUGAUAAAUCUAUCCUUUUUAAUCCAGAUAUUAGCCCUAAUUUGUUCCAGUCAAAUGACAAAGGAACGAGAAGUAAGAGGAAAAAGAAGAAUUUAUAUGAGAAAAGUCUAGUCAGGAUGGAUAGCGAACUUUCAAUGAGCAAUGUCAAAAUGAAUAUUUCAUCCUCAUCAACCGUGAAUCCUCAAACGGAGGAGGAAAGAAAAGAGAUUGAGAAGAAACUCUCUCCUCAGAAUACACCAAAAAGUACCUUAUACAAUAAUCCAAGAAGAACAGCAUACUUUGGCAAAACUUAAACUAAUCAACCGACAAGACGAGACUAGAAUUUGAAUGAAUUCCCAAA